This is a messenger RNA of Danio aesculapii, 1534 nucleotides long. It is a transcript of the gene jtb, whose product is annotated as jumping translocation breakpoint. Bases 450 to 923 code for a protein of 157 amino acids. Gene Ontology annotation, biological process: mitotic cytokinesis. Gene Ontology annotation, cellular component: centrosome; membrane; spindle. The transcript has 6 exons. Lineage: Eukaryota; Metazoa; Chordata; Actinopteri; Cypriniformes; Danionidae. The record is from RefSeq and is a predicted model, not a curated record.
AUUCUCUCCGCUGUGGAAUGGCAGACAGGCCCUUAUCUAGGGGACUCCGUAAAUAAGCGCAUUUUUGUUAUUUAUUCAUUUAUAACAGUGGUGUGUGUGUGUAUCCAGAGUUUAAAGCCCGCCGUGUGUUUCGGAGAUCUUCUGAUGGGCCUACCUCUGGGAUCGGCUGAUCUGGGGUCAGUACUGCGUGUUCCUGCUGAUGUGGACCGUGUUUGGCUGGAGCUUUAAAAGACUUUAUCUGUUUACGAAACUACUGAACUCAUGGCUGUGACGAGUCUGUAUUAUUGAUGACAGAAGAGUGAAGUCAGGCCGUUUUAUUCGACGAAUUGUUUUGUCAAACGUUGAAUUUGUGUUUGUUUUACGAGACUUUGGAUGUUUGCUUUAAGGAAAAGAAACUCUGAGUGACGAUGAACCACCAGUGAACAUCAGUCGUGUUGUUUUCUAAGCGCAUGUGCACCGGAGUGAUGGAGAGUGACUGCAGGAUCCCCAUGUCGUGUCUGAGACCCAGGAUCCUGGCCCUACACGCUUUAUUCUGGGGCUUAGUGUCUCUUAGAGUAUUCGGAGCAGCUCUUCUUAGCGAUGAGAAGACAGCAGUUGCAGUGACAAAGGCGAUGACUGCACCAUGUUGGCAGCUGGAGGAGUUUGUGGUGGCUAAAGAGUGCAGUGUAUGCGAGGGUUUGCAGUUGAAAACGAUACAAGCCUGCAGCCAAACUGGAUUUAUAGAAAAGAUCAACUGCACAAAGUCUAACAGAGAUGAAUACAAAAGCUGUCGCUCAACAAAAAUGGAGGAGCAUCUGUUUUGGAAAUUCGAAGGAACAAUGCUGGCUCUCACUGUUGUCUUUGCAAUAAUGGUGGUGAUCAGGCAACGCUCGCUUGACCGCCAAGCCUCAGACAAGGUCCGGAGGCAGAUAGAAUCUAUUUAGUUGACCGAACGAACAAUACUAAAUGUUUAGGGGCUUCGGGGGCCUGUUGUUAUAGACUCUCAGCAAAGGGCAUAACCCAACAGCCCACAGAGACUUCCAGACAUUAUCUGACUAGAUGCACAAAGACUCUGAACAGACACGUCGUGCUUUCACUUCCCAGACUGAGAUUAAUCGUGGCCGCUGCUCUGUGCAGGAUUUAACUUUAACUUCUCCAGUGGAAUAGAUGUGAACAUCCAUUUUGAAUCUGCAAACAUUAUGCAAGAUUGGAGUCCUGUCUCUGUUUUGUUGAAGCUCUGCAUAUACCUGUUCUUACAAAUGCUGUGAAGGUGGUGUGUGUAGAACGAAUAUGAGAGUGUGUGUUGCAUGUUUUAAAUGAUCCCUAAAGCACAUCAAGUAUUUUCUUAAACUGAGAAUGAACUCUACGGUCAUUUUUUGUUCUGUUAUUAUGGGUUUAUGUUAUACAAGGUGUUAUUUUUUUGGCUCUGUUCAUUUUGGAAAGUGCUACAGAUCAUGUCUUUUUCCUCACUUGCUCUAAACUGACGCACUCAUCCAUCCAUUAACAUUGACCUGUUUCUUCCUGGAGCCUUAAAAUUCAUUUGAAUAACCGUGAA